AAGAGCUACUUCUUGAAUUUCCUCAAUAUGAUAAAGAUUCUGAAAGCAAAGAUUCAGAAGGUGAAAGUUCAGAAAGUGAAGGUUCAAAAAGCGAUGAUUCAGAAAAUGAUGGUUCAAAAAAUGAUGGUUCAGAAAAUAAUAAUUCAGAAAAUGAUAGUUCAGAAAAUGAUAGUUCAGAAAAUGAUAGUUCAGGAAACGAUAGUUCAGACGAUGAAACUA
This is a messenger RNA of Scutellospora calospora, 219 nucleotides long. NCBI's taxonomy places the organism in Eukaryota, Fungi, Glomeromycota, Glomeromycetes, Diversisporales, Gigasporaceae. The record is from the annotation of a GenBank genome assembly.